UCCACCUGAAGUGAAAAGCCUUGAAGGGGAGGGACGUCGCGCAAACAUGGCAGCCUCCCUUACGAAGAUCUUGUCCUUCGGUAAAAAUACGAGGACUUUGCUUAGACCAUUAAGGGAAUUUGCGGUACCUGUUCAGGAUUACAGUGUCCCAGUUUCGAGCUAUGGAGAAAAAGUCACCCACACCGGACAGGUUUUUGAUGAACAUGAUGUAAGAAGAGCAAGAUUUGUGGGUAGACAAAAAGAGGUUAAUGAGAACUUCGCUAUAAAGUUGGUAGCAGAGGAGCCAGUGACACAUGUAGAAGCAAGGGUGGUGUCUUGCAAUGGGGGUGGAGGAGCUCUUGGCCACCCCAAAGUCUACAUCAACUUGGACAAAGAGACCAAAGUGGGCACCUGUGGUUACUGUGGACAGCAAUUUCAGCAGAAACACCAUCACUGACAUGUCGUUCCUCUUCUGCUGAUAAUAAAUUAUUCCCUUUGACAGUUGUCAUGAUUUUCUGUUAAAAUCUUACAAAAAUAAAAUCUUAUUCUACAAAGAU
This is a messenger RNA of Electrophorus electricus (electric eel), 536 nucleotides long. It is a transcript of the gene ndufs6, whose product is annotated as NADH:ubiquinone oxidoreductase subunit S6. NCBI's taxonomy places the organism in Eukaryota, Metazoa, Chordata, Actinopteri, Gymnotiformes, Gymnotidae. Gene Ontology annotation, biological process: mitochondrial electron transport, NADH to ubiquinone. The record is from RefSeq and is a predicted model, not a curated record. Gene Ontology annotation, cellular component: respiratory chain complex I.